Messenger RNA from Zeugodacus cucurbitae (melon fly), 13688 nucleotides. RefSeq names its product netrin-B. Lineage: Eukaryota; Metazoa; Arthropoda; Insecta; Diptera; Tephritidae. Gene Ontology annotation, molecular function: protein binding. Bases 2042 to 4573 code for a protein of 843 amino acids. The transcript is spliced from 7 exons. The record is from RefSeq and is a predicted model, not a curated record.
GCCGCUUGCAUUUCGUUAUUUUCGGCAGAGCCGCUGAGCGCACACCAACCCGAAUCGUUCAACUGUUGGAAAGCAAACAAAACAUUCGCGUGGCUCAGUACAAAAUCAGCUCUCGUCACGUACAGAACGAAAAGUAAAGUCACCGUGAAGUCAUAACGGUUCGUGGUCGUGUUCGUUUGGCGUUUGAGAGUGUAUGUGCAAUGGUGAAUGUGAUUUUACGUUGCCGGUAAAACGAAGCGCAAAUUCGUGGUGUAUUAUUGCUGAAGGAAGUGCAACGAAACGAAACGAGUAAUAGACGACGCGUUGAAGCGAGCGCCGGAAUCGGAAGUAAAAUGUAGUGUAAAGUGAAUUGCGUGCGCUAUAAAGAAUAAUCAAAGCAACAACCACCCACUGUGGCAUGCAGAGGUGGUGAGAGUAUGCGAGUGUUUCAUGCACUUGUGUUGCGAAAAAAAAGUAGGAAGUGUGGUGAAUUUUGAAAUAUAUUAAUGCUAUACAGCUAUACGAGUACACACAAGCGACAAGCAUAACAACUCGCGUGAUAGUUAAAUAGUGGUGGCGUGUCGUGUAAAGUGAUUCGGCAGCCGAUUGCUUGUAUUAAGCCGAAAAAUAGUUGGCUACUACUAGAAAACUGGUCCAUGCGUGCAGAUAAUUAGCAAACGCUUGCACGUUCGCAACGUCAGAAGAACGUCAGCAGCUGACCGUGUUGGACCACUGACACGGCAGCUCCAAUCCAACGACCCCAGUGCGGGUAGAUAGACAAAAUCAAAAUCAAAGUCGCUACCAACGGCCAAGUGUUAAGUGUGUAGAAAACUAUAAUAUUUUUUUUUCAAUAAAAUUUGUUAUUGUUGUGCGUGCUAAGCAAGCUUGCAUGCGCUUAUGCGCCCAAGUAGGCUGACUGACCUGUCAGUGAUUUUUUCGUCUUCUUUUUUGUACAUUCGCCACAUAACGGACAGCUGUUGCGCGUGUUCGUGUGCGGCUAUUUUAUUUGGUAUUCAGCGUCGUCGUCGUCGUCAACGUCUGGUCGCCGCGAGACUAGACCGGAGCCGGUAGACAGUGUGACGCCGAGACACCAGCUAGCGUCGUGACGAAUGUAGUUUUUUUCGAGUUGAGUGUAUGUGUUGUCUCGGCAGCAUAUAAUUUAUAAAGACUUAUGCACACACUUUAAGUGCGCGAAAGGAAGAGUGUCUCGUGUGGCGUGUCUCGAAAAAUUAAUCACCAAACAACGCGCGCGUGGGCUACGACUGAUAAGCAACAGCGGUGUGCAAAGUCAAUCACAAAAGUGAUAUUUCACGGCGCAACAGAAAAGAAGGAGGGCAAAUACGACACGUUCGUUGAUGGCAGAAACGUAUUGAGCUUGCCACCUUGCAGUACUUGGAGGCCUCCACCAGUAGACACGUCUAUGCAAAUUGGUUAAGGCGCGCGUUUAUAUACGUGAAAAUUUUUUGUUGUGGCCUGCAAAUUCAGUCGCCAAUACAGAGUUGCUAAUGAAAGCGCGCUAGAGCUCUUGGACUAGACAUUCUUUGUGUGUGAUUCUUUGCGAUUCUUGCCAGCGCGCAUUAAGUGCAACACGGUGUUAAGUGCAACGGCUUGUAGUGCAUUCCAGCGUUUGUGCUUUGUUCGUGUCACGAAUUCUUCUUUUUGCACAGAAUAACUCUGCGGUAGUCGCCCGUUCCGCACGCCGCAAAGCCCCAAUGGGCAAUUAACGUGCCAACGUGUUGUCAUUUAAUUAAAAAUUAAAAAUUCUACUAGAAUACAAAUUAGCCGGAGGAUCGGUCGAACGGUCGGUUGAGUCGUGUACGUCCGUAGUUGCAUGCAGCACGUGCUGUGGUUGAAGAGUGUACGCGCACUUUUAGACGAGUGUUGAAGCUAAAUAAGAAAACCAACACAGCAACGCAGAAUAUUGCUAAUAGGAAGUAUUGCAAGUGUUAAUCGGUCGCGUGUGACUUGAAUACGUGAGACGCGCACAACAACAACUUGCGUUUGCAUGCAACGCCACUAAGCAGCUAAAUUGCUAAAAAUUAUAACUAGAAAACAUUGAGUAAUGUGUACGCGCGUAAAUAUGACGACGUCGAAGCCCGCAAACCAUAAAAACAACAACAUCAACAAAGACAACACUAAAGUAUGCCAUAGACGUUUUAGCGUCUUGCGUCACAACAUGCCAGCUGUCAUCUGCAUCUGCAUUUGUAUGCUCAGCUAUGUGCUGCAACCCAUCUACAGUGUGGCAGCCGCCUCCUCCUCUGCUGAUUCCUCACAUGCCGACAGCGACCCUUGCUACUUCGAGGACAAGCCACGCAAGUGUCUGCCGAGUUUCGUGAAUGCAGCCUACGGUAACCCGGUGCAGGCGUCCAGCGUUUGCGGUGCGAGUAGACCGGAGCACUUCUGCGAAAUCAAUCGCGAUGGCACGCUGAGCGAGUGUAACGUGUGCGACAAUAGCCGUGCCGAAACGCGUUUUCCCGCUAGCGCCUUAACUGAUUUGAAUAAUCCCAACAAUGUGACUUGUUGGCGUUCGGCGAGCGUACCAGUGCCGGCCGAUGUCGACAUUGCGCCACCAGAUAAUGUUACGCUCACACUGUCGCUGGGCAAGAAAUAUGAAUUGACCUAUGUUACGCUGUCGUUCUGUCCGAAAUCGCCACGUCCCGACUCGUUGGCAAUAUAUAAGAGCUCUGAUUUUGGUCAGACUUGGCAACCCUUUCAGUUCUACAGUUCGCAAUGUUUAAAGUUCUAUGGACGACCGGAUCGCGCUAAAAUCAGUAAGUUCAAUGAGCAGGAGGCACGUUGUAUAGAUUCACAUCGUGAUGGUAGCACCAACCGGUUCGCAUUCAACACGCUCGAAGGUCGUCCCUCGGCCAAUGACUUGGAUGCAUCGCUGGUGCUGCAAGAUUGGGUUACCGCCACCGAUAUACGUGUCGUCUUCCAUCGACUCGAGCUGCCACGUGAGCUGGCGGCGGCGCAAGCAAAGGAUGCCGCCAAACCAGAUGCGAAUAGUUUUAGCGAUGAGAUGGGUAGCAGUCAGGAGGAUGAAGACGACGAAGAUGAAGAAUAUGACUACAAUCUACAAGGCAACGAUAGCACAUAUGAAGAUGAAGAAUAUGCUGCCGAACCAAAGAAGCAUUUGGAGUUGGACGAUGAUAAUUUAGAUUUAGACUAUCCAAACGAUGGCGGCAUCAGCAUUGUGCCAGAGGUCAAGCGUUACAGCAACAAACCAAAGUUAACCGCCUAUGAGAAACAUUACCAAGCUAAAACUGCGCUUGCUGCAGCGGCUGCCGCAGCGGUCGCGAGCACCACAAAAGCGGACACCGCAACAUUGGACAAACAUGCGGUUGGCGCGGAUGGCAAAGUGGUAGCAUCUAAGCCUACCACCACCAAGGAUCUGCUGUCCAUUUCACAGCAUUAUGCCGUUUCGGAUUUUGCCGUUGGUGGGCGCUGCAAGUGCAAUGGACAUGCCUCCGAGUGUGUAGCCACAGUGGGACCCAAUGAAGCGCUACCACGUAUGUAUAAUGCUGGCGAUGACUUCGAUGGCACUGGUGUUGCGCACGCCAAUAACAAUAACAAUGCCAACAACAAUGUGAAUGUGAAUGUCAAGUUGACAAUGACGUGCGCUUGCAAGCACAACACAGCCGGACCGGAAUGUGAACGUUGUAAGCCAUUCUACUUCGAUCGUCCAUGGGGACGUGCAACGGACACCGACGCCAAUGAAUGCAAAAUGUGCCAAUGCAAUGGACAUGCUAGACGUUGUCGCUUCAAUUUGGAACUGUAUAAGCUAUCAGGCCGCAUAUCGGGCGGCGUUUGCUACAACUGUCAACAUGACACAACCGGCCGUUAUUGUCACUAUUGCCGCGAGGGCUUUUACAGAGAUGCAACGAAGGCUUUGAAUAAUCGCAAAGUAUGCAAACGCUGCGACUGUCAUCCUGUUGGCUCCACUGGCAAAACUUGCAAUCAUCUGAGCGGUCAGUGUCCCUGCAAAGAGGGUGUGACCGGACUGACGUGUAAUCGUUGUGCACGGGGUUAUCAACAAACGCGCUCGCAUGUGGCACCCUGUAUAAAAUUACCAUCCAAAGCGAAUAUGAUACAAGCGGAGAGUGCGGUCAGCGAGUACCGAGAACCCGCAGGAGCCGAUGACGAAAUGAAAAAAUAUUGCGGCAAAUGCAAGGCCAGCCCGAAAAAACUCAAUUUGAAUAAAUUCUGCAUGGAGGAUUACGCCAUUUUAGCCAAAGUCAUUGGGCAUGACCGCGCUUCGCAGGACAUCAAUACGGAGAAAUUUUCGAUUGAACGACAAAAUGAAAUUUUCAAAUACGAAAUAAAUAUACAGACGAUUUUCAAGCGCAACCCUUUGCAGGGCACAACGAGUUCACUGCUUGGUAGGGGGCAUAUGAUGUGGCUGGUGCCGCGCAAGAGUCUCGAAUGCCAAUGCCCCAAAAUUAAGUUGAACAAAUCAUAUCUAAUACUUGGACGUGAUGCGGAGGCUGCACCCGGCUACUUGGCGAUCGGACCCAGUUCGGUGGUGCUCGAAUGGAAGGAUGAAUGGUCGUUGCGCAUGAAACGUUUCCAGCGGCGAGCGCGUAAAUGUAGUUGAAUCGAACCGGAAACGGAAUAUGUCAGAACGGAUUUCAAUUUCGUGCAUAUGGAUCGAUAUCGUUUCUUGUAUAAAUUGUACAGUUUACUCAAAUUUUUGACAUUCUUCGGUAUUAUGCUAUAAACAACAAACAAACAAAAUAACAACUAACAACAAAUAAGAAGUAACAAAGAACGUAAGAUACACAUACAUACAGAAAAUACAUAUAAUAACGUAAAAACCAAAAGAAACAACAACUAUAACAAAAUUAUAUCAAAAAACAAAAACAAAGUCAUAUUUAUGCAGAAAAUGAGAUGAAAAACACUCACACACACACAUACAUACAUAAAUGAAUGGAGUAUAAAAAGUAUUGGCGAAAAUGAAAUGUGAGCGGUGAAUUGAUUUCAUUAAAGCGUAGCGUAAAAAAUCGAUUUAAUAAAUAUGACUGUAAUGAUUUAUAAACGUGAUUAAACAGCAUGAGAGCGCACAUGCACACACAUACAUACAUGCGAGUGGAAAAUCAUGUUUGUUCGCACUGCAUUCAUUUAAUUUUCGCGAACUAUUUGAUUUCAUUUUUAAUUUUUAUUUUAUAUUGUAUUGAAAUUGCUGAUUUAUUAUUAUUUAUUUUUUUCUCAAUCACUUAAUUGUGAUUGAUUUGUUUAUUUGUCACAGCGCUCACCAGUCCAGCCAGCCACUCGCUCGCUGGCUCGCAUUUAAUGAGUUCGCUUAAUUAAGCAAAUAAUCUUUGUGAUUGUGGCAGUUAAUUUAAAAGCGUAUUAUGCAAUCGUUAGUUGCCACUCGUUCGCUAUUUUACUUAUUUUUUAUAAAUAUUCAUUUCGCGCGUUAAUUUUGCGCGUUUCACAUGAGCACCGUGUCAGCGUUGACAAAGUAGCUGCUGUUUAAGCGAUUUAAAUAUUUAAUUGCAUGGAUAACAAGGUGUAAAAGUGUGGCUAAUCAAAUCAGCUCAGUGUUUCAGUAUUCCGAAUUAACUUUUUUAUAAUAUGCUGUAUUUAUAAUUAAAGUCAUUCGUUAUUUAAGGUCAUUAGCAGUGUGGAAGUGGUGGAUGUUUUGAAAAGUGUUGGCAGCAAUAGUCGCAGUUAUUAAUUUUCAUUAACAGUACAUGCUUUACACGUCAGACUUGUCAAAAAUUAUUGAUGAUUUUAGAAUAUUUUAAAUAGUUCUUAAAAAAAAACUAUGAACACAAAUCCAUUCUUUAUGAAUAAUCGUUUUUUUUUUUAAUGAACGUCACUACGAUAGCGAACUAACAUUCCCGAACAACAAGUCUCUAAUUUCUAGCUGCAAAUGUCUCUCAAUAACUCAAUGUGGACCAUAAACAGAUCUUUGGCAACAUUUCUCAGAAAAAAUUAAACAGUUUUUUUUUAAAUUUACCAAAAAAAACUCCUCUCUGAUAAUUAAUUGAUUUCUCUCUUGGUUUUAUGGUCCUCUUAUAAUAUUAAUAUUUCAGCGAUUUCGUUCACAAUAUUUCCAAAUAGGUCUAAUAACAACAAAUUACACCAUCAACUCAUUAUUUCAUAGGGAAUAUCUUUUCGAUCAAAUCGCUUUCGAAAAUCGCUUUGGAAAAUGUAAAUAUUCAAUUGCCGUAAUAUGAGAAUUUAAUUCAAUAAUUACCAUUUGACGUGGCUUCAGUGUAUAUGGAUUUCUAAAUCCAUUUCGUAUCGUUUAACAUAAACUCAAAACGAAGUCCCAAUGAUAUAUUUUUAGAAUGAAAUAAAACGAAUUGAAAAAUAAUUCCUAAUUAUAUUGAAAAUGUAUCCAAUAAUAAAUUUAAAAAAUAUUUUCAGAAUCUGUAAAAAUAUGAAAUGGAUCUCGACACUGAAUAGCCUACUUCAAUGUGAUUAUUAGAUCAUCUUGAAUAUUUUUCAAAAAUCUCUCACAAUUUGAACUGUCAAACUUUAGCUUCAUUUCGGAUUUUUAAUAACGGGUGAUUUUUUUGAGGUUAGGAUUUUCAUGCAUUAGUAUUUGACAGAUCACGUGGGAUUUCAGACAUGGUGUCAAAGAGAAAGAUGCUCAGUAUGCUUUGACAUUUCAUCAUGAAUAGACUUACUAACGAGCAACGCUUGCAAAUCAUUGAAUUUUAUUACCAAAAUCAGUGUUCGGUUCGAAAUGUUUUUUAUCGACAAAUUUUGUUCAGCGAUGAGGCUCAUUUCUGGUUGAAUGGCUACGUAAAUAAGCAAAAUUGCCGCAUUUGGGGUGAAGAGCAACCAGAAGCCGUUCAAGAACUGCCCAUGCAUCCCGAAAAAUGCACUGUUUGGUGUGGUUUGUACGCUGGUGGAAUCAUUGGACCGUAUUUUUUCAAAGAUGCUGUUGGACGCAACGUUACGGUGAAUGGCGAUCGCUAUCGUUCGAUGCUAACAAACUUUUUGUUGCCAAAAAUGGAAGAACUGAACUUGGUUGACAUGUGGUUUCAACAAGAUGGCGCUACAUGCCACACAGCUCGCGAUUCUAUGGCCAUUUUGAGGGAAAACUUCGGAGAACAAUUCAUCUCAAGAAAUGGACCCGUAAGUUGGCCACCAAGAUCAUGCGAUUUAACGCCUUUAGACUAUUUUUUGUGGGGCUACGUCAAGUCUAAAGUCUACAGAAAUAAGCCAGCAACUAUUCCAGCUUUGGAAGACAACAUUUCCGAAGAAAUUCGGGCUAUUCCGGCCGAAAUGCUCGAAAAAGUUGCCCAAAAUUGGACUUUCCGAAUGGACCACCUAAGACGCAGCCGCGGUCAACAUUUAAAUGAAAUUAUCUUCAAAAAGUAAAUGUCAUGAACCAAUCUAACGUUUCAAAUAAAGAACCGAUGAGAUUUUGCAAAUUUUAUGCGUUUUUUUUUUAAAAAAAGUUAUCAAGCUCUUAAAAAAUCACCCUUUACCUUGGGCGAUCUCCACUAAUACCUACAGACCUAAAUAUUUGAUUCCUCAACAGUUUUUGAACUAUCCAAUAUUUCAUCGAUUUCGAGGACAAAUCCUACUUUGCCUUUAAUAUUGUAUUUAGAUAGUAAUUCUCGACUUCAAAACUCUGAUCUGUUUAAAAAUGUAUAUCAUAAAAUACGAACAGUCAUUUCACUUUAAAAAUUAAAUCGAUCUAAAAACGAUUUUCGAUUUUAUAAAUCAACAGCUGACAUUCAAACAUGAAAAAUGGAAUCAAAAUGAAAGGAAACAAGACAAAUUACCCAAACAAUCUAUAACAAUUGAACACACUACAAAUAUAUUCAAACACCAAAAUCACAGAAAUACAUUUAUAACAAAUAACGACAGCCCAAAAGUCAAAUAACAAGCAUAAUAAUAACAACAACAAAAAGCAACAACAAUAGUUUAAUGUUAACUGUCAGCAAAAGCGUAGCACCAAUACUGUGUGAAUGGCCAAAGUGGGCGUUCAAAUAGGCGACCAACAUGAUUUACAGCCUCACGGUCAUGGUCACACAACUGACAGUUAUACGGCGAUAUGCGGGAUGUAUACGCACAUACGGACAUAUAGAUAUAUAUAGAAAUAUGCAUAAUAAAUGGAGUAGAGGCCGGUAUAAAAACGUUGUGAUAUGAGUUGUGCGGCUUGGACUUGAAAUGCAAUCGAAUUUAUGCCGAAAUUUGAGAAAUCGAGUGCAGCGCGGCAGCAUUCACGCAUUCAACAAGCGUUUACUGAUUUUAGAUAGCUGAAAAAUCGGAGCACCCGCUUCUGGUAUGCUGCGGCGGCCACACUCUGGAUAGUCGACUCGUCUGGUAUGGCUUCGACUGGUUUUGCUCUGCUUUGUUGUAACAACAAAAGUCGCUUAGAUUUUUCGAAUUUACUAUGUCACUUUGUUGUUGUUGCUGUUCGAAAUGUGUUGCAUGCGCGACCACCGAAAGCGUUUAUUUUCAUCUUAAUUUAUCAACUGUUUAACAUAUUUUGGCUUCAAACUGUUGUUGUUUGUAUAUUUUUGACUUUUUGUUGUUGUUGUUGUCAUUCUUAUAAAUGCAUUUUAAAAGAAAUACUGUUGCAAACAAUGAAAGUGAUUUGUUGCCGAGAUUUUUCGUGUUUACAAUCGAUUAAUUGUUGCGUAGGGUGUGUGGUUAGAGUUGCCAGACUUUUGAAAAUGUUCUAAGUGAUGUUGUAAUGCCAAAUAAAUUAGAAUAAAGUAAUUCGGGAAUAUUAUUUAUAUUUUUUUUUAACCUGAGUUGGAGAUUUACAUGUCAAAAAUUAGUAAACAUUUGAGGUUCGGGUUGAACAGUUAUUUCCGAAAAUACCAGAAACUGAUGUCUUGAGUCUAUAAUAUUUUUAAAGUAAUUCAGAUGAUAUCAAGAACUAUUCGCACUCAUAUAUGUUGAGUGCUGCCAGUUAACUUCAUUUAUGCCAGUUGUCUGUUCGUUUCGGCACUCGCUAAGCAACUUUAGUAGGUCAUAAAGCAUAAAAAAUACUAUUUUUCGAACAAAAUACUAUUUUUAUAGUUUUAUGAUUAACAUAGAAACUGAAAACGGGUCCUACAAUGAAAUUAGGCAGCACCUCAAAAAUUAUGAAAGAGAGAAAAAAUUGUUCACAAUAAAUUUUUCCAAAAACAACCUUAAGGAUAAAAUACGAUACCCAUGAUUAAAUGAAAAAAUAAAUUUUAAAAUUUGCCAAAAAUAAUUUUUGGGUGGCAACACUAUUUCCCUAGAGUAUGUCACCUCAACAUAUGUAUCCCUUUCAAAUAUUACACUCCCAGCCAAUCACCUACGAAUAGUCAGUCAUUCAAUUCGUGGUAUGUGCCGUUAUACAAUGCGAACGAAUUCGAUAUGCGACAAUUAACAUAAUUUAUGGUACAUUUGAGUCGAUUUGACAAUCUCUUUGACAUUUGUGGCAACUGUAGCGCUUUGUGCUGCAACAAAGGCAUUACAAACAAUUCCAGUUAUAAUAUAUUGUCAAGUGGUGAAUUGUUAUAUGCGAUAGUAAUGAGACACCGAUUGCAAUGGGAGCUUAUCGAAUACUCACAUCUGGUAACGUCAACAAUAUGUCAAAGUUAUGUAAAGUUGUUUCCGAGAUAUGCGCCAUUUUCAUAUGUUAAGUGUGUUAAUUAGAUACGAAGUGGUAAAUGAAAAACCAAAUAUUAACAUUUUGCCACAUAUGUAAGUUAACUGCAUGUUGCAUAACUCAAAGUCACUUGAAUUUGAUAUUUGAAUCGAAUAGAGCAGACGUGAAUGCCGAUUUUGACAUAUUUCAAACCGAUGUGCAAUUCAAUCUCGGCUCAGUGGGUAUGUCAGUUUGAGAGGUAUGCAUAAAUGAGCAGUCAGAGAUAUACUACAUAUGAAUAUACAAUAAUUAAAAGGUCUAUAUAUAAUAAAUAAUAUUUUAUUAUAUGUUGUUUAAUGAGUUGUAUAACUGGCUUUGAUUAGUAGACUUGCCAUCUGGAACUCAUCUUGUGAUUAUUGGAGAGAUAUGAAAACCUCCAUACAAUUUACUCAACACGAAUUUUAAAAACUUCAUAUGUUAGACACUGACACUGAUAUUUCGUUUUUACAAAUUUCCAUAAUUUUUCCACAAUAACUACGCCUUUCUGGACUAACUCCUUUAACCAAAUAUAAUCACUCAUACCAGUAAAAAAGGUAUAAAUAUUUCCAGACAAAAUUUUUUCAAAGCAAGCUGCAGUAUGCAUAUUAAAACUUUUAGUUCCCUUUUUGAGGCAGCUUUCUGGAAAAUCUUAAUCUGAAGCUAAAUCCUAAUAUUUAAUUCUUAAUUUUUUAAGGCAGUGUUGGUCAAGAACAGGAAUUUGAUUUCAAUGUUGCUGGAAUACUAUAUAUUUCAAAUUUUUGAAUAUCCACGUAAAUGUUGGCUUUUCUAUUCUAAUCUAAUUUUUAAAGUUAAAAAAAUAUAUAUACUUGGUAUACUGAUACCCAUGAGGAGCACUUCGUUUUGAGUUCUUCAAAAGUAACAUCAAAUUCGUAAUCAGCGACCCCGACAACCCCGAGUAACGAGUUUCAAGCGAUUCCGAUGAAUUUUUCAAAAUAGCGUUCGCCAUAUUGGAUUCGCCAUUUUGAAUUUUGAAAAACCGACACCGGAUUCGUCAACAGCGACCCCGAAAACCCCCGAUUUCCUAGCGAUUCCCAUGGAGUUUUAAAAACACUGUUUGACAUAUUGUUUUUCUGGGGUUAUCUUAAAACCCUGAUGUGAUGGGGUUAAACGGACCUCGUAUUCGGAUUCAGCGACCCCAAACACAUACAUAGGUCACACAUAAUAAGACCCCCAGGUCAUGGCAAGACAUUUUUUUGUGAGGCUGUGUUAUCAAUCAAAGUUUUUGAGAAUGGAAUGGGAGGUUCUAAAGAAAAAGUUGAAGUGAAAAAUCGCCUGGAAUAUUUAAUCUAAGGAAAUUGUUUCUUACUAUGUUUAACUUAAAAUUGGAAUUUUUUGAUUGGAAUCAAAUGCGAAUGAGAAAUUUUGGAUGUAUACCAAAUUAUACCAGAGAGUUAGCUACGAGAAUUGACUGAAAGUAAUCUUAUGUCGUUAAAUUAUUACUUUCUAAUAAAAGCAAUGAGGUUAAGGACAACAUCGAAAAUAAAAUUGUUUCUAAAACAGCCCAACAGUUUACAAUUGGAAACUUCAUUCCAAAAAUCAACUAUAUAGAGUAGAUCCAUAUUUAUACCAAUUAUGGAAUCAUAUGCUAUUGAGUUACUUCAUUGAACCAAGUCAUUUUGGUUAAAAUUUUUUUUUUGAAAAAUUAAGAAACUAUAGUAAUUCUUAUCUAAAUCUGGUAAUUGCAAAUUUAAUUAGACAUUUAAAAAAUAUCUUCUGAAUGACAUUUGGAUGACUGGUUUCAUCAGGCUUUCAGUUCGUACUAGUUGAUUUCACUGCUGGGUCUAGUCUAUAGUCUGCAGAUAACUAAACUAUUGUAUCUAAAUAUGUAAAAUUAUUAAAAGCAAUUAUUCUACUUCAAUUAUUAUUGAAAUUUGCAUUUUUUGACAGCAAACUGACAAAUAAACGGAAUAAUUAUUUUUAAUAUAUACAGACUUACAAACCAAAACAUUUAUUUAUGCGGAAAAACAUAAAUCAACACAAGCACCAGCCAAAUUUAAAGAAAAUUCAGCAAUUUACUGAAUAUAAUUACAGCAUUUAGUUGCCAUUUAAAACAGUUAAACGCGGGUAUUUAUAUAAAACAAUAACGAAAACAAAUAUGAAAAAUAAAAAAAUAAAAAAAUAAAAAAAAUGUGAAAAAAAUUGCAAAUGAAUAAAAUUAAAAAUGCAUUAAGUUAAUUUUGCUACUGUUAUAUCCUGCCGACGCACACACUUACAUAGAUUGUUGUUGUUGGCACAUGCUGGAAUUGCAACAUUUCGUGUAAGCGCAAUUCCAACCUGUCAGCGGCAUAUGCCAUUGUGGCAAAUGCAUACAUACAGUUACAUUUUGCUUGUAUAUUUAUGUAUGUGUGCCUGUGUUAGUUGUGCCACAUAAAGUUCUGCAACAAAUAGAGCACUCACGCACAUAAACGCACAGUUGUUACAAAUUUGUUGUGUAUACAUUUAUUAAUAAGUGCCAUGAAAAGCAACAAAAAAAACUUACACAACAAGCAAAAAAAAUCCAUUGUAACAUGAAAAUCCGUGUUACUCAUCAGCGGCAUGUCUGCACUUCGGUACGAUUUUUAUUCGAUUUAUUAUAGUUGCCUGUAUUCUAUGUAGUUUGUUGUUGUUGCUUUUGUUCUGCGAGUAUUUGUGGUUAAUGUGGCUGCUCGUCGGUAUAUGCCAUUUGCACACGUUUUUUCAAGAGUUCUCAUAUAUAGUUACAUAUAUUUUUUAUAUAUGAUAUGUAUAUUUGUAUGCAUGGCUGACAGCUGCUGAUGUGACAGGUGGGGCUGCGCAAAUGAAAUUAAUAACUUUAACUGACAGCAGACAAUGCCACACAGUUGGUAGAUCAAAUGUGUGAAUAUUUGCCAUUUGCCAGUGUCACGAAGUCGAGAUUUAUUUCAAUUCAAUUUGCAAGUAACUUCCUGUUGUGCGAUUGAAUGAUUUGUAUUUCUUUUUUUAAGAAAUGUGUAAACAUUUGUGACAUUUACUAUGACCCUUUUCAAUAAUUAAUCGUUCAUGGAGUUUUCUAUUUGAUAGAUCGAUUGUUUCCAAAAAUCGGUAAAGGCAAGAUGAGGCCUACAGAAUUAAAAAAAAUAACCCAAAGUGCAAUCUUACUUCUAACAGAGACACAUAACAUUGCUAGAGUAAAUAAAAAGACCUAUUCCUCACACAUUCACAUAAAUUCCCCUUAUCGUGUAGCAUACCUUUAGGGUUUCAGAAAUAUAGCUUGGUAAAAUUUCGAAAAUAUUGUAUAGAAGGGAAAGGAGAACGAAAUGAAAGUGCGAAAUUUUGGAAAACAACAACAAAAACAUUUCGAAAUAUUUCGUUUGAGAAAAACUGUGGAGUUAGAAUCUCUUUCAUUAAUUUCAGUUCAAUAUGUAUUCAUUGAAAUCGAUAAAAAUUUCCACAUAAUUAUUUUCUAUUUUUAACAAAAAGUGGAAAAAAAUGUACCUAGUGACCUCUGGCGAAAUGUAUAAAGACUAAUGUAUUGCAACUGAAACUAUUUAGUAGGCCUUAAAUUAUUGGAAAAAUCAGCAUACAGGGUGCAUAAUGAAUUGAAAUGAUAUCUUUUAGCUGGGUUCUCUAUUAUUUUUUCAACAAUUUAGUGAUAAUUUAAAAACUAAUAUUUGUUUUGAGCUUACCAGAGGUCCAAAGAAUGGUCUCAACUGGAGAUUUUUGUGUCCCGUAAUAUCACUUUUUGAUAUCAAACGCUGUGGAGAGUCUGUCGGCAAUAAUUUUUGACCAGAUUGCACCUUAGCUAAAAGUGGGUCACAAAUUGGUUACACUGAAGUCACAAUUCCGAGCGUCAUGACGAUAUGACUCAUGUAGUAUCACUCUCUUUGAAGUUAUCAGAAACUGUUCAUGAGAUAUUCUUGAUCGUAAAUUAACUGCAUGCUGGGGAUCACUCACUGUUUUAAGUUCGGCAAAGUUCUACACUAAGAAUAGAAGUGUUGUCAGAGGAUAUCUAUUGUACAUGAGGUUUUCGAUGAAAUAUCGAAUGACUAUUUUCCAUUAGAAAGACACUUUUUGUACAAAUUUUUGUGAUGGAAAGCUAUUCGUGGUUAGAAUUUUAAUAAAAAUGAGAUUUCCUAAACGUUUCUUCGGCAUGUAAAUGCGCAAUUCACUCAGUAUC